AUGCCUCAACCAACAAGUCCGUCCAGGGAUUACUGGAUAUCCGGCUAUGGGUUGUCUCGUCAUAUUGUGCUUCGACAGCUGCAAUACUUCUUAGGCCCCUCUGCCACCGUGCGGCCAUAUUCAUAUCGUGGCCGAGAGGGAUUCCUCAUCAAUGGUCCCGAGUUGACCAAGGAGCAGAUAGAGGACCUCAAACGCCAGUCGGAGCAAUAUGAAAAGCAACAAACAAUGCGAAUGUCCAACAAGGUCAGCAGCGGCACGGAUGACGAGGACUGCCACAUCAACGAAAUUGUCACCAUCAAUGCAAGCCGGAGGCACAACCUCGCACACGCUUCUGCAUCUCAUUACAAGCGGUCUCGGUGA
This is a messenger RNA of Fonsecaea multimorphosa CBS 102226, 360 nucleotides long. RefSeq lists its product as uncharacterized. The record is from RefSeq and is a predicted model, not a curated record. The transcript is spliced from 3 exons. Bases 1 to 360 code for a protein of 119 amino acids. Lineage: Eukaryota; Fungi; Ascomycota; Eurotiomycetes; Chaetothyriales; Herpotrichiellaceae.